Drosophila subobscura is the source of this 2378-nucleotide messenger RNA. RefSeq names its product beta-1,3-galactosyltransferase 1. Gene Ontology annotation, molecular function: hexosyltransferase activity. Gene Ontology annotation, cellular component: membrane. Lineage: Eukaryota; Metazoa; Arthropoda; Insecta; Diptera; Drosophilidae. The transcript has 2 exons. The record is from RefSeq and is a predicted model, not a curated record. The coding region runs from base 263 to 1654 and encodes 463 amino acids.
UUGGCGAGUGUGUAAUCAGCUGGAUGGCAUUUUUAUCAAAUUUCAAGUGAUUGUUGCUGCCUAUUGCGUGAAUUAAAUCGAAUUGCAAAUAUUAGUGCAAUUUGCCGGUCGCAGAGCAGUUAAUUAAAGAUUUAUUGACAGUGCAUUCAGUACUGCUGCCGCUGCUGCUUGGAUUAACAGUUGGCAUUGAAAAAAUGCAAUGGACCUGAAAUGCAGACAAAGCGAACGCCGACCAAAGGGAGAUUAAACAACAAAAGAGCAAAUGAAUAACGCAUGUAGCGGGCAUGAAGAGCAGUGUGCUCUGUUGGCGGACUCUUCCGUUAGUUCGGGGUCGACGGCAUCUGUGUCCGAUGAAGAGACAACUGCAAGGCAGCCCAAGGGCAAGCGAGGACAAGGAGCUAUGAAGCUGCAGCGGCGACCGCGCUUGCCUCUUCCAAGAAGUUUGCGUCGGCUCGGAUGUUACACUCUUAUGGCAUCAUUUAUAUUCCUGCUACUCCUUGUCUACCUGCCAUUGAUGUACAUGGAUGUGCACAAACGUCGCGUGGGCUUACCGGACUGGACACUGGAGACCUCCCGGAGCAUAGGCGACUACAUAGACCCAGUGCAGGAGACGGCGCUUAUUGUGCCGCGGGGGUUUUGUCGCAACAAGACCUUCCUGGUAAUCGCCGUUUGCACCAGCCUGGGAAACUUUGUUCAACGGCAGACAAUACGCGAGACAUGGGGAAACACCUCGGAGUUCAACUACGGAGCAUUUGUGAAGUUGCAUGGCCAUCUCAAGGGAAACUACUUGCCACCGAUGACGGCGCGCCUGAAGCUGUAUGCCGAUUACCUAAGCGGCGAGGGCGAUUCACUGUCAGCCUCCGUCCGCGUUGUCUUCAUUGUGGGCCGCAGCAAGUACGAAUCCCUUGAGGGAAACGAAACGUUGUCUAGAGUUCACAGCGAGGCGGAGCAGUACAACGAUAUCAUUCAGGAGAGCUUUGUCGAUAGCUACAACAAUCUAACACUCAAGUCGGUGAUGGCCUUGAAACACAUAAGCCGGAGCUGCGCCAACAGCACCGCGUACUUUCUCAAGUGCGACGACGACACCUUUGUAAAUGUCCCCAAUCUGCUGCACUUUCUGCUAGGCGGCUCCGUUCCGCUGUACAACGAUACUCUGGACUAUCAUGAUCGAUACACGUUCCUGGUGAAGUCACCGCAGAAUCGACUGAACGACACCAGCGAGGUGAUGUACGGACACCAGUUCUGCAACGUGGUGCCCGUCAACGAUGUUAGCAGCAAGUGGUACAUGCCUUCCUAUAUGUAUCCGCCGGAGUCCUAUCCAAAGUAUUUGUCCGGAGCCGGGUACCUUCUCUCUAUUGAUGUGGUGCAACGGCUGUACGAGGCCUCUCUGAACACGACGCUUGUGUAUUUGGAGGACGUCUACAUCACCGGGCUUUGCGCACAGCGUGCCCACAUUAAGCGACAUCAUCACCCGCUCUUCAGUUUUGCCCACUCAAAGCAUUUGUGCGCCUUCAAAGGCAGCAUUACGCAGCAUCAGGUGAAGGACGACACAAUGGUGGAGGCCUGGAACUAUGUUUCCGACUACAAGAUUAGGUGCCCGCCGCCAGGUCGUUACUUCAACCACAUGCGACUGCACAAGCGCCCAAAUUGUUAGUAAUAUGCGCUCCCAAGACAGGCUUGUAUGACCCUAUAUGUUCUACUCGCCCCAACUUUGUAAAGACCCAAAAAUACUUCAUAAUGUUUAUUUAUACACGCCGCACAGUUUGUUAUUAUAACUCACGAGAAUCCACUUUAUGUUCCUGAAAUUAUAAGUAACAGAAUACUCUAACACAACGUCUGAAAUGCCCGCACAUACAUAUGAAACGAGAUAUUAUUAUAUAUAUAGCGUUGUAUUAUUGUUUACCCAAUUUCAUUGAAGAUUGCAACGAAUAUUGAGCUCGUGCUAUUCCCAUCUGAUAAUACACUCCUCUUCUCUCGCAUCGUAUUUAAUGGGAAGCCGUUGUGUUGUGAAUCCAUCGAAUGAGAUUAGAGUGAGCAGAAGCUCCAUAUAUCCAUAUCAACGUUAAAAGUAUUGCACAUAAGAUAUAUCACAUAGAUGAAUAGUAUGUACUCGUAAAUGUAAUCCUCCGUUCAAAGCUUCCGAUGUGUUGACCCUUCAGCCUUGACCACCUCGAAUCAAAUAAAAUAAAUAGAUACUACAUGCACUAGGUGUUUAAGAUUUUAUUUGUAUUCAUAUAAUAGCUCAUAACUUACAAAAUAUAUUUACUUAAUAUCAAUUAAUACCCUAAGUACUAAAUAAUUUCUACUGGCUUGAAUCCUCUCCUGUUCAGUUGCUGAUAUUAGAAAUACUCAUAGACAAAUUCAUAAUUGGAGCAGAC